UUUCUUACAGAUAUAAUCCAUAUAAUUACAAGCUCUUUGGGAUCCACAAUUUUUAAGCAUGUAAAGAGGUCCCAAGACCAAAAAGUUUGAAAACCACUGCUCUAAAUAAAUCCUGUGUCUCUCUGUCUUGGCUUCCUCUCUUCUCACCUUAGCUCUUGAUGCUCUUACUGCCAACAGUGACCUUGCCCUCGUUAAAAAAUCUUCCCCAUUCUUUAAGAUCCGUGUUACACUCUAUCUCCUUGUCCCUGAUCACCCCAAGCAGAAGCCUUCCCUCCUUAUCUUUGAACUGCCCCAUCAGUCAUUUAUCUGCCUGUUAUGGUCUGUAGUUGUCUCCUUAUUAAAUGUGAACUCCUUGAGACUCAGUGUUUGACCCUUACCCAUUUCAACCAGUAAAUAGUGCCAUAUACUGUAUAUGCGUCAAGUAUCUUAGACUACAAGGAUGGGAGAGAGGUUUGCUGUUUAUUUUCUGUUUAAAUGAACAUUGUUUAAAAAUGUAUGAUCACUAAUUUUCAGGAAUAAGAUAAGGUAUGUAGAUUGUUCAGGAAGAGUUGAGGUGCUGUUCUACCAAAUAGCAGUCUUAUUGAUUAGAGAGAGAGAAAAAAAAUGUGUGUAUGUAUCUGAUGUCCUCGGGAUACUUACAUUUAUUUGAUUAGAGUUGGCAUUCAAUUUUUUAAAAAUAUUCUAAUAAUGUUGCUAUUUCCUGUCAAUUUAGCCCAACAUAUCCCAGCUUUGGAAGGAUACAUUUUAUUCUUUCAAACUAAUUUAAUGAAAUGAGCAAAAAGAAAUUGUUUCAAAUAUGCUGGUACUUAAAUACAUCUUUCAAUCAAAUGCUCAGUAAGAAUUUAUUGAGAGCCUACUAUAUGCCAGGCACCAUUCUAUAGGCACUUGUUUUACAGCGGUGAAGGACAGCCUGGCAUAAAGAAGAUAUUCAAUAAAGGUAGACUUCAACGUUCCUUUAUUCAUGUUUUUAACUCCCUUCCCCCGACUCCGCCCAGGUUACUUUUCCUUAGUGCCCUCUUGCUCUGAAGUUUUUAGAUCCAAUUCGGCUGCCGUAAGGCAAGGCGGCAAGAUGGCGGCCUCCGCUUUUGCGUGUACUGUGAGAGCAGCCUCAGGAAUCUUACGGCCCCUGAGUAUUUUGGCAUCUUCAGCCUAUCGAAACUGCUCCAAGAAUGCCUGUCUUAGUUCUGCACUGUCUUCCCGACAUUUCAGUCAUAUUCAGACACUGGUUGUGUCCUCUGCUCCCAGACUGAUCACAUCUGUCAGAAACCUGACAUGUGGGCAGACUGCCACAGUCCUCAAUAGAGUGGUCCCCUUGCUCCCAAACGUCCUGAAGCCACCAGUCAGAACUGUAACAUACUACAGUUCAAGAAAAGGCAAGAGAAAGACUGUGAAAGCUGCCAUCUAUAGGUUUCUUCGACUUCAUUCUGGCCUGUGGCUAAGGAGAAAGGCUGGUUAUAAGAAAAAAUUAUGGAAGAAGACGGUUGCAAGAAAAAGACGCUUGAGGGAAUUUGUCUUCUGCAAUAAAACCCAAAGUAAGCUCUUAGAUAAAAUGACAACAUCUUUCUGGAAGAGGCGAAACUGGUAUGCUGAUGACCUUUAUCAGAAGUAUCAUGACCGAACAAACUUGAAAGUAUAGAUCAGAAGUUUUAUGAUUUCCCAGUUAUUGAAUGUGUAUCUUUGUGUAUAUGAUGUCUUUGCAAAGAUGAAAUAGUGUAAGACAUGAUGUAAGUUGUACCAACUGAUAUGGAAACAUGUAGUACCAACAUUAAACUUACCAAUGUUUUAAAACUUAA
Molecule: messenger RNA, 1793 nt
Organism: Orcinus orca (killer whale)
Lineage: Eukaryota; Metazoa; Chordata; Mammalia; Artiodactyla; Delphinidae
Gene: MRPL35
Product: mitochondrial ribosomal protein L35
Exons: 4
Coding region: 962-1636 (224 amino acids)
Biological process (GO): translation
Cellular component (GO): ribosome; mitochondrion
Molecular function (GO): structural constituent of ribosome
Source: RefSeq, a predicted model, not a curated record